AUGGAGCAAAAGCGUAAUUGUCUCUCACUAUGCAAGUGCGAGGUGACACUGGGGCUGGGCCGCUGGUUCUCAUCAGGGAUUACACUACCGAUUUAUUUUAAAGCAUACUCACGUACCGUCAUGUCGGUGCAAGGUCGUCGAGGCAACGCUCGUCUUCCGCCGGAAGUGAACCGCGUGUUGUACGUGCGUAAUUUGCCAUUCAAAAUCUCCUCCGAAGAGUUAUACGACAUUUUCGGCAAGUACGGAGCCAUCCGGCAGAUCCGUUUGGGCGUCAACAACGACACUCGAGGCACAGCCUUCGUCGUCUACGAGGAUAUUUACGAUGCCAAGAACGCGGUGGACCAUUUGUCGGGCUUCAACGUCUGUGGUCGCUACCUCAUCGUGCUGUACUACCAGGCCAACAAGAUGCAACAGCGUAAGGGCGCAGUCGACAUUAACAAGCAGAAAAAGGAGCUACAGGAUCUGAAGGACAAGUAUGGUGUCGAGUGA
Phytophthora infestans T30-4 is the source of this 489-nucleotide messenger RNA. Its product is annotated as pre-mRNA branch site protein p14, putative. The transcript is spliced from 3 exons. The record is from RefSeq and is a predicted model, not a curated record. Gene Ontology annotation, cellular component: nucleus; ribonucleoprotein complex; cytoplasm. Lineage: Eukaryota; Oomycota; Peronosporomycetes; Peronosporales; Peronosporaceae. The coding region runs from base 1 to 489 and encodes 162 amino acids. Gene Ontology annotation, molecular function: mRNA binding.